This is a messenger RNA of Heteronotia binoei (common prickly gecko), 2240 nucleotides long. RefSeq names its product neurexophilin 1 (gene NXPH1). NCBI's taxonomy places the organism in Eukaryota, Metazoa, Chordata, Lepidosauria, Squamata, Gekkonidae. The transcript has 3 exons. Gene Ontology annotation, molecular function: signaling receptor binding. The coding region runs from base 189 to 1004 and encodes 271 amino acids. The record is from RefSeq and is a predicted model, not a curated record.
GCCGCCGAGCCCGUCUAGCUCGCUCCCCGAUGGACUAUCCCCGCCGGCGACCAGCGCUUGCUCUCCGACUCCGCAGGCAGCUGGCGCGAGCUCUCCUUGUCCUAUAAAAGUCUAUGCCAGGUGGAUCUAUGGUCCUGGACGAACCCCGAGGAAGAGAAGGCACCGCCGCGGAACUUUGAGCUGGGAGGAUGCAGCCCGUGUAUUGGUACGCCGCGCUCCUGCUACAACCUGCGCUCUACCUGGUCACAUGUGCAAAUUUAACCAGUGGUGGAAAAUCAGAACUUCUAAAAACAAGUGGCUCAAAAUCCACAUUAAAGCACAUAUGGACAGAAAGCAGCAAAGACUUAUCCAUCAGCCGGCUGCUAUCACAGACUUUUCAUGGCAAAGAGAAUGAUACAGAUUUGAGCCUGAGGUAUGAUGCCCCAGAAACAUAUUCUGAGCAAGAUCUCUGGGACUGGCUGAGGAACUCGACAGACCUUCAAGAGCCUCGACCCAGAGCAAAGAGACGGCCCAUUGUCAAGACGGGAAAGUUUAAGAAAAUGUUUGGCUGGGGUGAUUUUCAUUCCAACAUCAAGACAGUGAAGUUAAACCUGUUGAUAACUGGGAAAAUAGUCGAUCACGGAAAUGGGACGUUUAGUGUUUACUUCAGGCAUAAUUCCACUGGCCAAGGGAAUGUAUCUGUCAGCUUGGUGCCCCCUACCAAAAUAGUGGAGUUUGACUUGGCACAACAAACAAUGAUUGAUGCCAAAGAUUCCAAGUCCUUUAACUGCCGCAUUGAAUACGAGAAGGUCGACAAAGCCACCAAGAACACAAUCUGCAACUAUGACCCAUCAAAAACAUGUUAUCAGGAGCAGACCCAAAGCCACGUGUCAUGGCUCUGUUCCAAGCCCUUUAAAGUAAUCUGUAUUUACAUUUCAUUUUAUAGUACAGAUUAUAAACUAGUUCAGAAGGUGUGUCCUGAUUAUAACUACCACAGUGACACACCUUACUUCCCUUCAGGUUGAAGAGAACUGCGUGUCUGUGACUGGACCCUGAGGAAUAAAUAAUUAUUAAAAAUAAAAAAAGAAAGAAAAACAGAGGUCAUGUGACAGGGCUGUAACCUCAAGGAAGAAGGCCACAUCUCUUUCCUGGAAUGUGUCUACACUCUGCUGCUGAUGACAACGGGUUGCCAUUGCCAAUAUGUCUGUGGAAACCAAUCUCCUGCCAUUUCUGCCCAGUCAGCUCCAUGUAUAUCUCUCUGGCUGUAAAUCACUAUGGAUUUUAAAUAACGCCACACACAAUUUCUCUCUCCCUCCUUCUCUCCCCCUUUUCCCUCUUUACAGCUCACAUCUAUUGAGAUUCCUGUUAAAGAGGGCUUUCAUUGUCUGAUAUAUAAUGUUCCAGGAUAACCUAUCAUCAAGGCAAAAAGGAUUAACUAGACAGAAAAUGUUUUCUAACAUAGACUGUUAUGGAAAUCUCAUUUUACGUCUUGAAUACAUGAUAAUCGAUAAUCCCCUCUCAUGCAUUCCACCACUUGGAGUAGCUGUACCAGUAAAUAAUUCUGUAGGAGUAAAUGCUUGUUAAAAGGUGGGGGCCAGGAGGGGAUAUGUGUAUGUCAAGUUCAAUAUUUUUCUCUAUCAACACAGCAAAGUGAAAUGACUUUCUUCCAGCACACAGUGGGCACAUUCAAGGUGGUGUUAGGUGGUUCUUUUUCCACAGAGGGAGCCUGUUGAACUAAUAAAGAUGAGCAACCAUUGGAAUUUACAUGUGACCAGACUUUAUGAUUUUUGUAUUUUGGUAGUUGUCACUUAAAACAGGUAGAAACCAGACCAGCCAAGAUGCUCUUCAAGGAAGAAAAAUAGGUAACAUGUAAGUUGUAAAUGACUGUCUUAUCUUUAUUACAAAAAAAAAAAAAAAUUGUAACAAAUUCAAUAUCCUAGUCUUCAUUUGUAUGAAUGGUUUGUAUUGUACAUAGUUUAACCAGUGUUAUUUGAGCUGCUUAUUAAUAUUAACUUGUAAUUGUCUCUCUGCUUGUUAUUGGUUAAAAACAAAACAAGGAAACGAGGAAUCCAUUUUAUCAAUGUAGCUGUAAACUCCAUUUAAGAAGACAGAAUUCUGUACAAAGCAUUUAUUCCGCUAAAAGUAUUGUUGAAAGCUAUACACUUACAACAUUUACAGUCUGUCUGUACUUAGAUCUUUUAUUUCCAGGUGAAAAAGAUUGAAAUGUACAUACAAAUAAAAUACUUAAAUUCGAGUUUCAA